Messenger RNA from Solanum dulcamara, 2707 nucleotides. RefSeq lists its product as uncharacterized. Lineage: Eukaryota; Viridiplantae; Streptophyta; Magnoliopsida; Solanales; Solanaceae. Bases 205 to 2364 code for a protein of 719 amino acids. Gene Ontology annotation, cellular component: membrane. The record is from RefSeq and is a predicted model, not a curated record. The transcript is spliced from 14 exons.
UCAAGUAGAAUAAUUUUUAGUUAUGCCGGCAUUGAAGGUAAAGUGGAAGGUAAGGUGAGUGAGGUGGUAGCAUGAAUCGGUCUCGCAUUUCUUUCUCCACGCAAAGGCACGUAUGCAACAUUUCUUCCGAUCACCUUCCUUGUGACGACGGCGAAUAAAAAAGGAAAGCGCUGCCUCUGUUGAGAGAGAGAGAAAUCAUCAGAAAUGUGGGUCUUUUAUCUGAUAUCGUUACCCUUCACCAUUGGAAUGGUGGGUCUAACGUUUUGGUACUUCGCCGGACCAGACGUACCUCGUUACGUUCGUAUCACCAUUGGUUACACCUGGUUCUGCUCUCUCUCUAUCAUCAUCCUUGUUCCCGCCGAUAUAUGGGCUACACUAUCCAAUCAUGAUAAGGGACAAAUAUCUUUCUUCUGGAGCUGGUCUUAUUGGAGUACUUUUUUACUCACUUGGAUUGUGGUGCCUAUACUUCAGGGUUAUGAAGAUGCAGGGGACUUCACUAUAACCGAAAGACUGAAGACUAGUGCACAUGCAAACUUAGUUUUCUACUUAUGCGUUGGUGCUAUGGGGCUUUUUGGACUUGUCUUGCUCAUUGUUGUUCAAGAAUACCGGAUAGGAAACAUUCCUGGUUUUGCCAUGGCUUGCUCAAACACAUUUGGUCUUGUCACUGGUGCAUUUCUUCUUGGCUUUGGUCUAAGUGAAAUUCCAAAAGGCAUCUGGAGAUGUGCAGAUUGGACAACUCACCAAAAGAUUCUUUCACACAAGGUGGCCAAAAUGGCUGUCAAACUUGAUGAUGCUCAUCAGGAAUUUUCAAAUGCUAUAGUAGUUGCCCAAGCCACGUCAAAACAGAUGUCAAAGCGUGAUCCUUUGAGGCCUUACAUGAAUGUCAUAGACAAGAUGCUGAGUCAGAUGCUUAGCGAAGACCCCUCUUUUAAACCACAAGGUGGAAAUUUAGGAGAAAAUGAUAUGGAUUAUGACACUGAUGCAAAAACAAUGGCUGCACUUAGACGUCAACUCGAGAUAGCUCGAGAGAAGUACUACCGAUACAAAAGCGAGUAUAUGAAUUUUGUAACUCAAGCGCUUGAGCUGGAAGAUACCAUAAAGAACUUUGAGCACAGGAGUGGCACUGGCUGGAAAUAUAUAUCAAGCUUCCGGCCUGAAAGAAGUGGAAGAUUAGGGUCUAUGCUGGACAUAACAGAGUUGAUUUGGCAUUGUGUAUUGGCAAAGCAACUUCAGAAAGUUUUGGCAAUCCUCUUAGGCUGUAUGUCGGCUUCUAUACUUCUUGCUGAGGCAACAAUUCUGCCAAGUGGAUUUGAUUUAUCUCUCUUUUCUAUUCUGAUUAAUGCCAUGAAAGGGCAUGAGAUGCUUGUACAGGUUGCUGCCUUUAUUCCUUUAAUGUAUAUGUGUAUGUGCACAUACUAUUCCUUGUUCAAAAUAGGAAUGUUGACAUUUUAUUCAUUGACUCCAAGACAAACAAGUUCAGUGAGCUUGCUUAUGAUAUGCUCGAUGGUUGCACGCUAUGCUCCUCCUAUUUCAUACAACUUUCUCAACCUUAUCCAUCUUGACAACGGCGCAAAGACUAUCUUUGAAAAGAGAAUGGGGAAUAUUGAUGAUGCAGUCCCAUUCUUUGGAAGAAGUUUCAAUAAAAUUUAUCCGCUUAUUAUGGUCAUCUACACCUUAUUGAUUGCGAGCAACUUUUUUGAUCGAGUCCUUAGCUAUUUUGGGAACUGGAGAAUUUUCAAAUUCCUGAGUGAAGAGGCUGACGAUUUGGAUGGAUUUGAUCCCUCAGGACUCAUUAUUCUGCAAAAAGAACGUUCUUGGCUUGAACAAGGACAUAAAGUAGGUGAACUUGUUGUUCCAUUGGCAAGGAAUUUCCAAAAUGCAAGUUUGGAUCUUGAAUCUGGCAGCAACAAUAUGCUCCAUGAAACAAAACCAUCUACAAGACUAAGGGAAGAAGAUAAUAUUAGCCAUUCGAAACCUCUAAAAGGAGAGGCACAACAUGAGAGCAGCAAAGAAGAGAGCAAUGGAAAGUACAAGGCAAAAAGAGCAAGACAGAUGAAGAGAGAAAAUAGCCUUAGUUCAAAUGGAAGGAGCAGGGACCGCCCAUUGUCACGGGAUGAAAACUCCAUGAUGGAUAUGCAAGUUCAACCUUCUAGAGACUUAUCCUGGACUUGGAGAUCAAUGCAAACAAGUUUCCGCAACUUCAAGUCUAACAUGGAAUCGAAGGGAUUCAUCCCUUUACAUCAAGUUCAAGAUGCAGGACACAGUCGUGCUUCCUCAACUGAAUCCCUGGAUGAAAUAUUUGAUAAGAUAAAAAGACCAGCUUCAGAGUCCAGAAAAUAUGACAGUGAUGAUGAUGUGUAUUAAGGCUUGAAAGGUUCAAAGCCAGGCAGAUAAUAUUAUGUAAAAAAGAAAAAAGGUGUCAGAGAGCAGCCUACAAAUUGUGUGAGAAUCAGGAUAUUGGUUGUAAAGUUUGUUUAAUAUUCUUUUCUCCAAGUAGUAGGUUUCUGCACUGCACAUCUUUUUGGCGUCUGUUUCGUUGUAACAUGUAGUGGCGUAGUCAUUUCUCAGCCAUAUAAAUAUAAAUACAGAAAAGCAUAUAAUCCUCAACUUUAAAACUUCAGAAGAGUUGGAAACUCAAGUUUCUGUAAUAUCUCACUGUCACUCACAGUUGUAUUGGAUGAUAUUUAUUAGAUGUAUAAUUAACACA